AUGUCUGCAGUUAACCCAAAGAUGGAAAAUGCUGCUGUUGGUGUGUUCAUAGGUGGUCAAGAUUUUGCACAGCAGGCUAAGAUAGAGGAUUUGCCAGCAGAUACUAUUGACAGUAGUUCAAACACAGUUCCGUCUGUUUCGAAGGAUGGAGCUAGUAAUACGUCCCCCUUACCUGUCAGAGCAAACAUUGGAUCUCAGAUUUCUGCCACUACAUCUAUUGCAGCUGUUUUGGUGAAACCAGAUAUUGCAGUUGGCGCUACGAUCACCACUGUCGAUGCAAAAGAUGGAUCGAGUAAUACUUCUCCACUCCCAAAGUUAGCAGAUAGUGGAUCACAAAUUUCCAUUCCAGACGUAAAGAGCACCUCAAAUGAGACGCAAUAUGAAAGUACAGUUAUUAGUAGUUCAUCGAACACAGAUACUGUGGUACACGUUGACAAGUCUUCUCUGGUGAAUAUUCCUGUGGAAAUAAAGACCGAACAGGUUAUCAAGGAAGUAGUCCCUCCAGUGCAGUUUUCCCCUCCAAUUUUCUCUCCACCAAUUACCAACACUGCAGCUCAAAUUUCGCCGGAGCAAAAGGAUUCAAGCAGCAACACCAUCUCAGCCAGCGUCAAAGACACACCAUCACAGAUCACGCCAGAUGUGGCUUCAACAAUGUCAACAGUGCAACCUACAACAUCAGAUAUGGCGGCCCAUGUGAUUGCUCAGAGCUCAGACUUCACUCAGCAAGCUAAAAUCCAAGCCGAAAUUGCAGAUGCCACAGCCAAUACCGAUGUCACGGAUGUGAAAGAUGGAGCUAGUAAUACUUCACCUCUUCCUGUGAGGGCGCAUACUUUUGUCAAUACUGACAUUGUAGAACAUCAAGACCAAUCUUCUAUGGUGAAUAUCCCUAUGGAGGUAAAGACGGAAAAGAUCAUUGUGCAAGAAGUUCCUCCCGUCCAGUUCUCAGCGCCAGUUUUCUCUCCUCCAAUUACAGAGCAGAAGGACUCGAGCACAAACACAAAGCUACCAGCAACUCAGAGAGAUUCAAGCAGCAACACCUUGGCUGUUAUUGUCAAAGACGCACCAGCACAGAUCAAGCCAAAUGUGACUUCAACAAUGUCAACAGUGCAGCCUGCUACAUCCGAGACGGCAGCCCAUGCUAUUGCACAAGGUACAGAAUUUACUCAACAAGCUAAAAUCCAAGCCGAAAUUGCAGAUGCCACUGCCAAUACUGAUGUAACGGAUGUGAAAGAUGGAGCUAGUAAUACUUCCCCCUUACCUGUCAGAGCAAACAUUGGAUCUCAGAUUUCUGCCACUACAUCUAUUGCAGCUGUUUUGGUGAAACCAGAUAUUGCAGUUGGCGCUACGAUCACCACUGUCAAUGCAAAAGAUGGAUCGAGUAAUACUUCUCCACUCCCAAAGUUAGCAGAUAGUGGAUCACAAAUUUCCAUUCCAGACGUGAAGACCACCUCAAAUGAGACGCAAUAUGAAAGUACAGUUAUUAGUAGUUCAUCGAACACAGAUACUGUGGUACACGUUGACAAGUCUUCUCUUGUGAAUAUUCCUGUGGAAAUAAAGACCGAACAGGUUAUCAAGGAAGUAGUCCCUCCAGUGCAGUUUUCCCCUCCAAUUUUCUCUCCACCAAUUACCGACACUGCAGCUCAAAUUUCGCCGGAGCAAAAGGAUUCAAGCAGCAUCACCAUCUCAGCCAGCGUCAAAGACACACCAUCACAGAUCACGCCAGAUGUGGCUUCAACAAUGUCGACAGUGCAGCCUACAACAUCAGAUAUGGCAGCCUAUGCGAUUGCCCAAGGUACAGACUUUACUCAGCAAGCUAAAAUCCAAGCCGAAAUUGCAGAUGCCACUGUCAAUACCGAUGUCACGGAUGUUAAAGAUGGAGCUAGUAAUACUUCACCACUUCCUGUAAGGGCCCAUAUUGCUUCUCAAAUCCAGGCUGACACCUCGAUCGCCUCAAUGAUGGCUAGACCAAUGGUUACUGAGGGCUCUGUGAACACUGACAUUGUAAAACGCCAAGACCAGGCUUCUCUUGUGAAUAUCCCUAUGGAGGUAAAGACAGAACAAGUUAUCAAGCAAGAAGUUCCAGCUGUACAGUUCUCAGCUCCAGUUUUCUCUCCUCCAGUUUCCGAGACUGGAGCUCAGAUUUCACCUGACCAAAUGGAGUCUAGUACCAACACCAAGCUGCCUGCAGUGCAUUUAGAUUCGAGUGUAAACACCCUUCCAGUCAGUGUCAAAGACACACCAGCACAAGUCAAGCCAGAUAUGACUUCAACAAUGUCAACAGUGCAACCCACUACAUCUGAUAUGGCAGCCCAUGCGAUUGCCCAGGGUGCACACUUCACUCAGCAAGUUAAGAUUGAAGACCCAUCUCCCGAAAUUGCAGAUGCCACUGCACAAGUCUCACCAGAUAUGACUUCUACAACGUCUACAGUGCGACCCACUACAUCGGAUAUGGCAACCCACGUGAUUGCUCAGGGUGAAGACUUUGCACAACAGGCUAAAAUCCAAGCCGAAAUUGCAGAUGCCACUGCCAAUACUGAUGUCACUGAUGUAAAAGAUGGAGCUAGUAAUACUUCACCACUUCCUGUGAGGGCUCAUACUUUUGUCAAUACUGACAUUGUAGAACAUCAAGACCAAUCUUCUAUGGUGAAUAUCCCUAUGGAGGUAAAGACAGAAAAGAUCAUCAUGCAAGAAGUUCCUCCAGUCCAGUUCUCAGCGCCAGUUUUCGCUCCUCUCAUUACUGAUUCUGAAGCUCAGAUUUCACCAGACCAGAUGGACUCAAGCACAAACACCAAGUUACCAGCAAUCCAGAGAGAUUCAAGCAGCAACACCUUGGGUGUUAGUGUCAAAGACGCACCAGCACAGAUCAAACCAAAUAUGACUUCAACAAUGUCGACAGUACAGCCUGCUACAUCCGAGACGGCAGCCCAUGCAAUUGCACAAGGUACAGAUUUUACUCAACAAGCUAAAAUCCAAGCUGAAAUUGCAGAUGCCACUGCCAAUACUGAUGUCACUGAUGUAAAAGAUGGAGCUAGUAAUACUUCACCACUUCCUGUGAGGGCUCAUACUUUUGUCAAUACUGACAUUGUAGAACAACAAGACCAAUCUUCUAUGGUGAAUAUCCCUACGGAGGUAAAGACGGAAAAGAUCAUCAUGCAAGAAGUUCCUCCAGUCCAGUUCUCAGCGCCAGUUUUCGCUCCUCCCAUUACUGAUUCUGAAGCCCAGAUUUCACCGGAGCAGAUGGACUCGAGCACGAACACCAAGCUACCAGCAACCCAGAGAGAUUCGAGCAGCAACACCUUGGUGGAUGUGAAAGAUGGAGCUAGUAAUACUUCGCCACUUCCUGUAAGGGCCCAUAUUGCUUCUCAAAUCAAUGCUGACACCUCGGUCGCUUCCAUGAUGGCCAAACCUUUGAUAACAGAGGGUGCCGUGAACACUGACAUUGUAAAACAACAAGACCAGGCUUCUCUUGUGAAUAUCCCUAUGGAGGUAAAGACGGAAAAGAUCAUCAUGCAAGAAGUUCCUCCAGUCCAGUUCUCAGCUCCAGUUUUCGCUGCUCCAAUUACUGAUUCUGAAGCUCAGAUUUCACCAGACCAGAUGGACUCGAGCACGAACACCAAGCUACCAGCGAUCCAGAGAGAUUCAAGCAGCAACACCUUGAUGGAUGUUAGAGAUGGAGCUAGUAAUACUUCACCGCUGCCUGUGAGGGCUCAUACUUUCGUCAACACUGACACAGUAGAACAUCAAGAUCAGGGUUCUACAGUAAAUAUCAAACCAAAUAUGGCUUCAACAAUGUCGUCAGUGAGCCCUGUAAUGAUGGAUACAGCAGCCCUCACGAUUGUCCGGGGUGCUGAUUUCACUCAGCAAGUUAAAAUCCAAGCCGAAUCUAAAGACGCCGCUGGAAACACACAUGUUACGGAUGUAAAAGAUGAUGCUAGUAAUACGUCCCCACUUCCAGUCAGGGUACAUGCUGCCUCUCAAAUCCAGACGGACACCUCUAUUGCGUCAAUGAUUGCCAGACCACUUGUGACUGAAGGUUCGACUACGACACUUCACGUUACAAAUUCCACCAGUGAAACACAAUACGAAAGUACCUCAAUCAGUAGUUCCAUGAACACUGUUAUUGUAAAACAACAAGACCGUGCAUCUCUGGUGAAUAUUCCUAUGGAGGUAAAGACAGAACAAGUUAUCAAGCAAGAAGUUCCAGCUGUCCAGUUCUCAGCUCCAGUUUUCUCUCCUCCAGUUUCCGAGACUGGAGCUCAGAUUUCACCUGACCAAAUGGAGUCUAGUACUAACACCAAGCUGCCUGCAGUGCAUUUAGAUUCGAGUGUAAACACCCUCCCAGUCAGUGUCAAAGACACACCAGCACAGGUCAAGCCAGAUAUGACUUCAACAAUGUCAACAGUGCAACCCACUACAUCUGAUAUGGCAGCCCAUGCGAUUACAGAGGGUGCAGACUUCACUCAGCAAGUUAAGAUCGAAGACCCAUCACCUGAAAUUGCAGAUGCCACUGCACAGAUCUCACCAGAUAUGACUUCUACAAUGUCAACAGUGCGACCCACUACAUCGGAUACAGCAACUCACGUGAUUGCUCAGGGUGCAGACUUUACUCAACAGGUUAAAAUCCAAGCAGAUGUGAAAGAUGGAGCUAGUAAUACUUCGCCACUUCCAGUAAGGGCCCAUAUUGCUUCUCAAAUCCAGGCUGACACCUCGAUCGCCUCAAUGAUGGCCAAACCAUUGAUAACAGAGGGUUCGGUGAACACUGACAUUGUAAAGCAUAAAGACCAGGCUUCUUUUGUGAAUAUCCCUAUGGAGGUAAAGACGGAAAAGAUCAUCAUGCAAGAAGUUCCUCCAGUCCAGUUCUCAGCUCCAGUUUUCUCUCUCCCUGUCACUGAUUCUGAAGCCCAGAUCUCCCCUGAAGUGAUGGAAUCUAGCACAAACACUAAGCUGAUAGCCCUUCAGAAAGACUCGAGCAUCAAUACAUCGAAAAUUACCAUGAAACAUACAACAUCCCAAGUCAAACCAAGUGUUAACACAUCAGGAGCCCUUGCAAUAGCUUUAGGUAAAGAUUUUACACAACAAGCUAAAAUCCAUGCUGACAUUUCAGAUGCCACUGCAAAUACUGAUAUCAUCAGUGUAACGGAUGGAACUAGUAAUACCUCACCUCUUCCAAAGAUGUCUACUAUUGGGUCUCAGUUCAUCAACAGAACCACGUCCUCAUCUGUUUCGGUCAGACAGAGUGUCACAGAGAGUUCCACAAUAACAACCAAUAUUCAAAGUAUGACAAGUGAGACGCAGUAUGAAAGUAAAGCUGUCCACAGCGGGAUAAAUACAGAUGUCACCGAACACAAAGACCAAUCUUCACUUGCCAAUAUGCCUGUUGCCGUAAAGACGGAGGAAAUCGUACGCCAGGAGGCACCUGUGGUACAAUUUGCUCCUGCAGUAUUUGCUCCUCAGAUUGUGGACACUGCAGCCCAGAUCAAACCAGAUCAGAGUGAAUCCAGCACCAAUACCCAGCCCAAAAAGUUGAAAGAUUCUACUUCACAAGUAAUAUUAGCCCAGACAAAAGAGUCUGUCGCACAAGUUGUACCUGAUCAAAGUACGUCAAGUAGCAACACCAAUUUCAUUGAGCAAGUCGAUUCUAAUGUACAAGUAAAGCCAGCAGUGAUGUCAACAAUGUCAACCGUACGCCCUAUCACGGCCACAAUUGCGUCUCAAGUUGGUGUUGCGACUUCGACUUCAUCAAUGAUGACUAAACCAAAUGUAAAGGACACAAAGUCUUCACCCAUUUUCUCAAGGAAACAGGAUCAAGAAACUCUUGUGAAUAUUCCUGUGUUCAAGACUGAGGAGAUAGUGAAGCAGGAAGCUCCCCUGGUUGAGUUUGCUCCCGUGUUCAAGCCAGAGUUUACAAACUCUGAGUCUCAGAUUGAACCAGAACAUACAGAGUCCAGCACAAAUACCAAACAGCUUGAAGUAAAAGAUUCUACAUCUCUCACUGAAAGGACGCUAGUAACACAGUCGACUACCCAGAUAAAUGUCCUACAGGCACAUUCCAGUAGUAAUACUACUAUUGUCAGUGUCAGAAACACUGCUGCUCAAAUAGAAGGACCUAAAACGAGAGACCUGUCAUCCCAAGUGAAGCCAGCUAGUGCCUCAGCAACUUCCAUGGCAUCGGUUUCAGGAAAAGACUUCACCGUCCAAAUGGAAGAAACUGUUCCUGAUAUCAUGGAUGUUGGUUCUAAUACUUCACAUGUCCAAGUAGUAGAUGGUGCCAGCAACACAUCUCCGCUACCGAAGAGAGCCAACAGUGCUGCGCAAGUUUCAGCAAUGACCUCCAACUGUGCCAUGGGAACUACUUCACCUAUACUCUCAAAGAAGCAUGAUCAAUCAUCACAGGCAAAUAUACCAGCUGUCGCGACUGAAGAAAUCAUUAAGAAGGAAGAACCCCCAGUUGAGUUUGCCCCCAUUGUUUUCAUGCCAGAGAUUGCUGAUAUCGGCGCUCAAGUUGAACCAAAUCAGAUGGAAUCUAGUACUAAUACUGCUAAACUGAAUUUGAAGGACACUUCGUCACAGAUGGAAGGGAGAGUAGUCAAGGAAUCAACCACUCAGGUUCACCAGUCCAUGUCACACACAAGCAGUAACACACUAACUGUCAAGGUUACAGAUACCAUGACUCAACUUGAGAGGCUAGAAACACGAAACGUACAAGCACAAAUUGCACCAACAACUGCAUCCACAAUAUCAUCUGUAAAACCAGAAACGGGUGAUGCUACAACGUUUGCAGAAGUCGACGGUAAAGACUUUACUAACCAGGCCGUUAUUGAAGAACCUUUGCCUGACAAUAUGGAUACAGGUAUAAAUACAGACAAUGUGCCUGUGAGGGAUGGAGUGAGCAAUACAUCACCCUUGCCCAAACGUGCAAACAUUGGAUCUCAGAUUGUCACCACUACGCAAGAUGAUACCACGUCGCCUAUUCUUGUGAGGAAGUCUGACCAAUCUACUCAUGCAAAUAUACCCGAUAUCAAACAUGAGGAAGUAGUCAAGCAAGAGGUUGUUCCGGUAGAAUUUGCACCUGUCUUUGAACCACAGCUUGCAGAUUCAGGAUCACAGAUUGAGCCUGAUCAAAUGGACUCAAGCUGUAACACAAAGGCUCCUACCAUCAGAGAUUCUACCUCUCAAUUUGACAAGCUUAACACCGACGACUCUGCAGCCCAAGUCUUUCCAGCCACCGAAACAUCAUCGUCAUCGGCAACUGUGAAUGGAGUCGAUUUCACCCAACAAGCUGAAAUGGAAAUGCCAGGUCCAGACAACAGAGAUACGGGAAUCAACACUGAUGCUAAGAAAACUGCAAGUUUCACAGUUCAGGUAAAACCCACGUCUACAGCAGUGUCUGCAACAGCAAAGCCUACCCUGGACAACAGCUUUAGUAACACCGAUCGUGUGGAGGUUGUAACACAACGGACACAGACAAUACAUGAACUGAAGACUAAAGAGUUGGGUAUUAAUGUCAAAUCAACUGUGGAUAAUACUGAUGCAGAAGUCCAAAAUGCCCCAGGUAACACAGAAAUCAGCACAGGUACACGUCAGUAUCAAUUCUCUAACUCUCUUACACAGUAUGACAUCACUUCCAUCAACAGUUCUUCACAGAUGACGAUUCACAAUACCAAUGUUUCGACGAUAGCACGGCCACCCAUGAAGGAAUCUAAGACGGACCCAAAAAGUAUCAAAAUGGCAAGUCAGCAAACUCAAUAUGAGCUUAGCUCUUCUGAGAUUUCAAUAAAUACUGAAGUUGUUCAGAAGAAAGAUCAGGCAAGCCAGGCUAACAUCCCUACUCCCAUCACAGAGGAGGUAGUCAAGGAAGAUGCUCCGCAGGUUGAACUUCCGCCAGUAGUAUUCCAAGUUGAGGUAUAUGAUGUUGAAACGCAGACAACCUCUCAACUCAGAGAAAGUGGUACAAAUACAACGGAGCUAAAGGUCAGUGAUACAACUCUACAGGUGGCACCUAUAACCACACAAACAAGUAGCAAUACGAUUUCUAAGGAAAUUGCAGUUACCGCCGUUAAUACCAUGAUGCCUCCAAAGACGAUUGAAACAGCAUCUCAGAUGGCGGUUCGUACUGCAUCAGCCGCAAUGAUGGCAAAACCAGUUAUAAGGCAUGUGAAUACCACUACAUCAACCCGGUACUUUAAGUCACAAGUUAUUCAGCAAGAGAGAUCAGUCAGCGAUGCUAUGGUCAAUACUGAAGUGGUUCAGAGAACAGAGAAAUCAUGUGAAGCAAAUAUACCUACACCUGCCGAAGUCCUCCCAGAGCUCCAAGAUGCCCAGGCUCAAAUAGCUCCUGUAAUAUCUGAAAAAUCUUCGAGCACACUUGUCAGGAAUGUGACAAAUAGCCAAUCACAAUGUGUAGUUCCACAAGCUUCUACAUUCACAAACACGGCUAAACGACCGAGCACUAAGGAGUCUAAAGUCCAAAUAAGACCAGAUACUGACUACUCAUCAGUUCAUGCCUUUCCCGAUGUUGGGGAAGCAUCGAUGUUGGCAGCUCCCAUCGGACAGGACUUUACACAGCAAACGAUUUUGGACGAGAUAAGAGCUACUGCAACAAAUACCAUGCCAGCUCCUGAGCGUACCGAAUCAACAGCUCAAGUGAAUCCCACAGUCACAUCAGUUUCUUCAUUUGCGAGACCAACUGUUAAGUCUGAGUCAACCAUUGCCAAGAGGACAGUGACGUAUUCACACCAAUCUCAAACAAAGGAAGUGAAGGAAGAACCGAAGACGGUUGUGAGGAUGUCUACCACAGGAGCGCAGACUAAUCCAGUAACUAUUAUUGAUUUUGUUCCUGUGACAGUGGAUUCUACUGUGCAAUUUGAGACCCAGUACUACUUUUCUGAGGCGCCAGUGCAAGCCACGGUGCCAAUACUUCAUCAAGGCAGUCAUACUGUGGUAGAAAGCCAUUCAGAAUCUUCGGCAACAAUGCCAUUGCCCACAGAACAAGUUUCAAGCCAGACUAAGGAAUUGCCAAUGCCUGAACCAGUGAUAAAGAUUGAGAAGAGCGAACCUGUCCUUCAGAUGUUUCAACCACCUGUACCAGAGACACGAAGUUCAGUAUCUCAAACAUAUGUGAAGAAAACUCAGGAUUCAUCACACGAUCCUAUUCUUAGGACAAUGAAGGACGAACCAUCCCAAGUGUCUCCCACUGUGUCCAAGAAUGUGACUACUCAACACCAGCCAAAGACUGAUACACACUUGCUACAGACGCAAAUUAAGCAACUGGAAAAGAUGACCACCGCUGCAUUUGCAAAGGAAACAAGAGUGCAGGAAUCGCAGUUUGUAACAGAAACCAGAGCUACUAGCUUCCAGACUUCAUUAGAUGUUUCAAAUGCUACCACAGUAAUAGAUAUCACAGAACAAGAUAAAGCACAGCAGGCCUCCCCAAGGCUUACAGAAGGACACACUGUAAUGCCUGAAGUUGAAAGUGCUAGUGCAUCAUCGCAACAUGAACCGUCAACGACUGAUUCUUUCAUGCAGGCACAAAUAAAGCAACUUGAGAAAAUGACAUUUGCAGAAUACAAGAAGGAACUGAAGGAACUUGGUCUACAAUGGUCAUCUGAAGCAACCAGCACAAGUUCACAGUUUGCUCCCACGAUGCGUGAUGACUGUACUGAUCCAUCUGAUGUAGCUUUGAAGAGCACUGAAUGCCAGGCUAGCAAUGAUAUGAAUGAAAGAUCUUCAAUGACUGAAAUGACACUAGAGGAUAUAGAAAGCUUGCUUGAAGCUGUGAAGAAGAACAUCACCAAUACAAUCCGAGAAGAAAUGGUUGUUCCAACACUUGCCAAACCAGAUGAAAUGGCUCUUGACUUUGAUGUGGAUACUGAAGAUACGGGAAUCCAGACACUGCUUGAAACGAUAUCUCGCAGUGCAUCCCCCAUUCUGCAAGAAAUGAAAAACAUGGCAAUGCAGUACGAAAGAACAUUUGAAAUGAGGGACAAAGAGUUAACAGUCAUUCCCGAUACACUUGAACAGGCGAUAAAUACAGCUCGGGUGAAAUUGGAAUCAGUGUUGACUCAGCAUGAAAUAGCUUCCAAGCAUGCUGCAUUCCAGGCUCAAUCGGAUGUUUCCCAAGCAUCCACGUGGACUCCACAGAAACAGUUCAAGGACCAAACUACACAAGAGACUAUGAAGUAUGUGAUUGGGCAAGCACAGGUAGCACCUGCAUCAGUUGAAAGAGGAAUAAUGCCCGAGAAACAGCAAUUCGGGAAAGCGUCCACUCAAGCCUUCAUGGAAGUGUCACCAAAAUGGACUCAAUAUGAUGUCGAUAGGCCUACAUCAGCUGUUCAGGCAGGAGUAGAAACGACUGAUGGAUGGUUCCAAACGAAAGAACCUAAGCAGCCUAUCUUUGAGCCCAUUCAGCAAGUACAGCAAAAAGAGGAACACUUCGAGUUUUAUUUGCCUCCUGAAUGUGUCAACGCUGAGAUCCAAACAGACCCUGUUAUCAUCAAGUCUUUUGAGGAUAAAGACGACAUGGAGACUGAAACUGAUGCAGAUAGCGGCAUUGAAAUGGACAUGCAAACCGAUUCAGUUGUUGUAAUGACGGAGGAAGAAUAUGAAGAGCUGAUCUCAAGACCUAGCUCUGAUGAUAAUGUCUCACAGACGCCAAACGUUCCGACUCAACCAUUCACUCACCAAUUUGCGACACCCAGUCAUACUGAGCCUACACAAACACAGGUUUCGAAAUUGACUUCAGGAAGCACAAUGACAAAAGAUACGGAAUUCACACUCCAAUCUACACAAACUGUUUCAACUGUAUCUUCCAACAUCAAGACUCAAUAUGAAUCAUCCAUUGAUGUGAAGAAAACGCAGACAAGUGUCCAACGCGCAGAAGGUUAUACAGAUAUGAUCCCAACUACCUUUGCAACGCAGCUACAACAGACAGAUGAGACAAAGACAGCUAGCAAGACAAUGCUUACUCAAGCUGUAAAGCAUUUAGAUCGUGACCUGCAGACUGUAUCUGAAAAGGUAGAACAUAGAGCUAGCUCUCCUUCCAACACACCUGGGAUAAGUGAGGUGACACAGACGGGCAUGGUGCACACAUCAGAAAGUGGAACCCUUGCAUCAAAGACGGAGUUGUCAUAUUCUGCAUCACAGACUGACGUUUUAACAAUGAGAAGCCGUGAUAUUCAAUACAUGUGGCUGGCGCUGAUGUCGUGUCACAGACACACCUUUCCGAAAUGA
Molecule: messenger RNA, 11229 nt
Organism: Strongylocentrotus purpuratus (purple sea urchin)
Lineage: Eukaryota; Metazoa; Echinodermata; Echinoidea; Camarodonta; Strongylocentrotidae
Exons: 1
Coding region: 1-11229 (3742 amino acids)
Source: RefSeq, a predicted model, not a curated record